UUGUGGUCUUUUUUUUUUCUUUUAGCAGGUUUUGUCUCUCUUUCCUUAAAUUGUUCCUGUUUUGCUUUGUUGAAUGUAUUUUUUGGGGAGGGACAGUUUUGAAUUUACAGAUAUUUGGGGGGGAUUUUUUUUGGGUCAACUUCACUGUAUAUAAGUAAAAAAUAUGGCUGAGAUUAAACGAUUUGCACUUUUAGUUUUAUAUUUUUUGUCUUUCUUGUGUUUUCUUUCUGGGGAUAUCGGCUGUGGGGGUGCCACCUGACACCUCAGUGAGACAUGUCAGAGAUGUUUCUUUGUGCUCUGUAUUCAAAGGAUCUGUGGUAAUUCACACAGACUCCCCACAGAAAGAAGGAGAGAGCUGUUCUUGGUGGGAAUGCAGAAGUUGUGCUCAUUGCUCUGGUUUUGAGGAUAAAAGGAAAAUGCUUUUACUUUAGAGCUCUGAAACUCCACAGAUGGACUGAGGUCGCAGCCGUCUACCAGGUAAUAAUACUGACUCCAUUUAAUUAUUGAAGCGGUUUUCUACACAGCACCCCACGUGCAAGUUUCAACACGAUAACCUCUGUUUUGGCGACUCAAUGAUGACUCAAUCUCCUUUACAUCUAAAGAAAGCAAGAUCUAAACGCUCUGCAUUACAUUCCUGUUUAACAGACCUCACACUCUACAAAACCCUGCACCACACAGUCCAGUUACACACCUGUUCGAGGAAAAACCUUACUUCAGAUUAUUCAUGAUGAGGUUUCCCAACCUUUCUGUCAGACUGACUCAUGCACUCUUUCUUCAUCGCUGCCUUUCAUGUUUAAACUUGAACCAGCAUCAAACAGGAUCUGGACUGCUUCCUGUUUGCUGCUUAGUGUUUGUGCUUAGCAAACUUGCUUAUCCAUAGCUGUUCAUUAUGAUUUCCAUCCACUACUUUCUUCUUUAACAGCUUUUCACUUCAUUUAGUAACCACUUUCUGUUCAGUAUGUUUAUUAAACAGUUGCAGCUAUUAGCCAACUUUUAGUGAGCUGAAACCUCAAAACCUUGAUUUGUUUGUUUUAACUAUUUCUACUGAUGAAGUAUUUAUUUUAGUUAAUCGUGCCAGCCCAAACGUGUUCUCUAGAGACUCUGAAAGUUGUAAAAUGUAAUUUACUAUUAUUUAAAUAGUUUGAGUGAAUCUAUCCAUGUAGCUGCUUCCGUGGACCUCUGAUUGGUCAUUACUGACCAAAGAAAGCUCAAAGCUGCAGACAGAAGAACUCAGUGUUUACAGCUACUUUAUUAACUGUUCUGUUUGCAACAUGGCAGCAAGAUUUGCUAUGAUGGUUUGGAGACAGAGGAGGAGCUGGAGUUAAUGAUGUUACGGUUAACCCCAAAUUGUCAGAAUAAUACUAUUGAUCCUUUUUUAUAAUCUGUACAAAUACAUGACACAAAGACAGAAAUAAAUAAAAUCAAAUACAUUCACGGCCAUAUUUUGGGAUCCUCAGCGGCCAUCUGAAACAUUACAUCAUCUCCUCUUCCUCACUGUUACCCUGAAAUAGGUUUCCACCAUAAUUAUGGCUUCCCCUCCAUCCUCGAACCUCUGGGUGGGGAUGGUGCUGGUGGUAAUGGUGGUCGUGGUGGAGCUCCCAGGAGCCCUGCAGAGGUGCAUCUUUGAUGAGCUUCAGGUUCAGGUCAGAGUGGUCAGAGCUACAGACAGCCCACCCAAGCAGCUCAGAAGGUCAGAGGAGCAGAGGAGCAUCCUGGGAAAAUCUGGCUCACCUACUCCUACCUCACCACAGCCAAUGAGGAUCCGGACCUGGAUUCCGAGAGAGAGCGACAGCCUAUCAGAGGCUGAGAAAGGAAGGCUGGAGGCAGCGGUGGAAGAAGCUGUGAGAGUGGUGUCUUCUUUACUGUCAGUGAACAGAGUGCCGGGCCCUUUACUGCUCAGCAGAGACAUCAACAAAUACUGCAAGUUUCUCUGGAGGGAUUCAAAUACUAUCAACUACAACAGAAUUUUUUUUAAAGCGUCUAAAUUAAACUUCGCCCAUGUGGCUUUCACCUGUUCCUCAGUGUAUCUUCUUGUUCCUCAGCCCAGUGUGUUGGCCUACGCUGUUCACUGCCAGACGGACAGUCACGGGCGACCUGUAGCUGGGGUGGUGGUCAUCUGCAGGGACCGGCUGACAGGAGCCACAUACAGCCACCAGACUACAGUACAGACUGUCAUUCAUGAAUUGUUCCAUGCACUUGGAUUUUCUAAGGAUCUCUUCAGCACCUGGAGAGACUGUUACUCCUCCUCCUCUUCCCAAGUGGGUGCUGAUUGUUCUCCUCGAGGCAAAGCGAGUCACUCUGACGGAUCCGGCCACAUGAGGAUUUACACCCCGUCCGUCAUUUCAGCCCUGCAGAAGCACCUGGUGUCCAGCGAUCCGGAGCUGGGAGGGCCACUGGAGAACCUGGUACUGCACAGCUUCAAGUGCAGAAACUUUAACAAACUAAAAAGGAAACCUAACGGUGCUUUCACCCCUCAGGACGCAGCUCCAGGCAGGGUGUCCUCACACUGGGAGUCCCGGGUCCUGCAGGGCUCCAUUAUGUCGGCAGUGCUCGGGGAUCCUAGCACAGUUCGGAUCGACCCAGUGACCUUAGCUGCAUUACAGGACACGGGGUGGUACACCGUCGACCUGAGCCGGGCUCAGAGUCUGGUCUGGGGAGACGGUGAAGGAGCCAUGUUUGGCUCCCUGUCAACCUGCCAAGAUAACUCCUCAUCCUUCUUCUGCACUGGAAGUGGACGUGGAUGUCAUUUUCUUCAUCUCCACAAGGGGGAGUGCCAGACUGACCAAUACCUGGAGGGCUGUCGAGUGUAUAAACCCCUGCAGAAUGGAAGUGAAUGCUGGAAAAAAGAAAGCAGCAGGUGGACAGCUGAAGAUGAGCUGAGCGGGGAGAGUUUUGGCUUUGACAGCAGAUGCUUUCUCUCCAGCCUCAGCACACAGAACCAGAGUCAGGUCAGCAGCUCUGUGGAGGGCCGGUGUUAUAGGCACAGGUGUACCGGACCGAACAGGUAUCAGAUCCAGGUGUUUGGCUCUGAGUGGGUGGACUGUCCAGCAGGGGGCAACAUUCAGGUAUAAUAACAUAAUGGCUUAUUACAGUGUUAUGUGUUUUUGGAUGAGCAUUAAUUCAGAGUUAAAACUUGCAGUUUUUGUGCAUAUAAACAGUUUCAUUUAUACAGAUGUUUCUAUUAUUACCACAUUUAUAUGAUUAAGAGCAUCUUAGUAUAAAAACAUCCUAAUGGAUAAUACAGUCAACAUCUCAUAUAUAAAAAUGAUUUAUUUUUGCAUCAGAUUAAAGGAUACAAUGGUGCAGUUUUCUGCCCUGACAGGAGGUUAUGUCUGUACCCUGAUGUGACUCCUCCCUUAGAUGAUGUCAGGACACUUCCUGCAUGCAUCAGAUGUGAGAUUUCUACCUCAGCCCAUGAUGAGACCUGGUCUCCCCUCAGACCACCCACAGACCCACCUGUAUCCACAGCGCUGUGCUUCACUGCUGCUGCGUGUCUGCUGGCUGCACUGAUGGUGUCCUGCUGGAAAUGUCGCUCAUGUAUGUUCAGAACACGCAUGGUGGCCCCUGACCAGCAGGGUCAUCUGUAGAAAGCCUGUUCUUAGGAAUGGGCAAAGACUAAAUUUUUAAUUUUAAAGUGAAUUAAAAAACUGCUUUUACUUUUAUUUCCUGGGGUGUUUUUAUUUUCUACCUUUGAUUGUCUCGCUGUGGAGUUCUCUAUCAGCAGGGGAAGACCCAAGCCACAGAGAUGGAGAAGCUGGAUUUAUACUUCCAUAAAUCAGUUUUUAUUUUUGUCAAAUGAGAUUGUGACGACUAAAUGUUAGUUUCGUUCAUCAAAAUCAUUUCCCUGUCAUGGACAUUUCUCUAACCUACACUUGUUUAUGGCAUUAAAUACAAUGUAAAUUCAAAGAGGAUGAGGGUAAACAGUAAAAUAAUCAAAUAUAUGGUAACAAAUUGUAAAUUUUUAACUGUAUUUUGAUUUUUUGCACUGAUUAAACCUCCAAACUAUCCCCAUCUUUACUUUUGAACAUUUAGGUUCAGUAAUUUUGAGAUAGUCUUACUGAUGAUACAGCAGAAUCGAACGAGCAAUUUCCUUUAAAACACUUCCUCUAGAACAGUUUUGUCAUCUCACAGGAGUGACACAGAUGACAAAUGACCUGUGAUUGUUAUUGUAAGUGAGCAUAUUAUUUCCACAAGAUGCAAAUGUAGAUAUGAAUGUCAUGACAUGCCUUGGAAAAACGCGUGCCCAGACUUGCUGAGACUUACAGGACACAAAGUCAGCCUGUUUUCCCACCUCAAGGUUCUUUGUUGUCAUUCAUCACGAAGGGACGUGACAGAACAAACACCUGCUGGCAAACUGACAGAUACUUUGAAACCAGUUUGGCAGAAAGCUGCUGCUUCCUAGUGCUGCGACCCAACACGAACAUGAAUGAAUUAAACUUGUGCUUUUUAAAUCUCAGCCUGUAGAAUAUAGUUUGGCUCACACCAACAGAAGCUGAGAGCAAAAAUGAUGGUGGCUCAAGA
Messenger RNA from Haplochromis burtoni (Burton's mouthbrooder), 4521 nucleotides. RefSeq names its product leishmanolysin-like peptidase 2. Gene Ontology annotation, cellular component: cytoplasm; membrane. Gene Ontology annotation, molecular function: metalloendopeptidase activity. The record is from RefSeq and is a predicted model, not a curated record. Gene Ontology annotation, biological process: proteolysis; cell adhesion. NCBI's taxonomy places the organism in Eukaryota, Metazoa, Chordata, Actinopteri, Cichliformes, Cichlidae.